This is a messenger RNA of Colletotrichum truncatum, 915 nucleotides long. RefSeq names its product parasitic phase-specific protein psp-1. The record is from RefSeq and is a predicted model, not a curated record. Gene Ontology annotation, cellular component: fungal-type vacuole; plasma membrane. Lineage: Eukaryota; Fungi; Ascomycota; Sordariomycetes; Glomerellales; Glomerellaceae.
AUGGCUGACAUGGCUCUCCCGGAUGGGUUGGUCGCCUUCGGGCCCAACGCAAAUUGCACACUAAACCAAAGCCCAUUGGAAUGGAGUCUCCUCCGAUACAAACCUUCGAUUCCUGCGAAUGUCUUCUUUCUGGCAGCGUUCGGCCUCUGCUUGGCCAUUCAUAUUGUCCAAGGCUUUUGGCUAAAGACAUGGGGAUUCCUAAUCAGCAUGGCAUGUGGGUGUAUCAUGGAAAUCGUCGGCUACAUUGGACGAAUUCUCCUGUACGACAACCCAUUUGGAUUCCCAGGUUUCCUCAUGCAAAUCAUUUGCAUCACUAUUGCGCCUGUGUUUUACUGUGCUGCAAUCUACGUUGUCAUCGCACAGACCAUUGUAUACCUCGAUGCGUCCAUCUCUAGGUUUCAACCUCGCCUACUGUAUCAGGUUUUCAUUCCUUGCGAUAUCAUCUCCCUCAUACUUCAAGCCAUCGGCGGAGCCCUAUCAGUCGUUGCUGAUUCGAAAAAUGAUAUACAUCGAGGAGAACAAAUUUCGCUGGCUGGUCUCAUAUUCCAAGUUGUCGCCCUGGGCUGUUUCACCAUCAUUUUUGUUGAGUAUCUCUACUGUUUCUACCGAAGCACAAGCAACAGUAUAUUGCUAGCGAAGAGCAGGCUAUUUCUCGGCUUCUUGCUGCUUGCUGUCCUGUUUAUUUUGAUACGCUGCGUCUAUCGCAUCAUUGAGCUGAAAGAAGGAUACUUCAGCGAGAUAUUUCGUGAUGAGCCUUUAUUCAUUGCCCUUGAAUCAUGCCUUAUGCUCGCCUCGGCUUUCUGUCUCAAUAUCGGGCACCCUGGGCUUUUCUUCCCGCAAUACAGGGAGAUAAAAGGAGAAUCAACUCAAUAUCCGCUUGUUCCAGUCAAGAUCAAGACACACACUGGAAAAUAG